GCCAGGGUCCAGCCCACGCCGCCUUUGCCAAUUUUGAUGCCUUUGGAUGCAGCCCGGUAGCGUCGGCAUUCGGGGGGGCAUCGGUGCCAUUCCACACCCAGCCAACAGCCGCAGCCAGUCGGACAGUCCCAGCCGGUUACAGCUUUGCAGGGGGUGCCCCGGUGAGCGGCUUCGGUGCCUCCCCUUCCAGCCACCCUGGCAGCGGGAUCCCGGACAUGGGCGGAGCAUCCAGCAGCCUCUUCGGGAGCCUGAGCCAGCCGGCGGCGCUGCCCCCGUCCGGCCCCGCGCCCGCCUACGGGGCCUACACCAACCCCUUCGCCCCGCCCGCCGCCCCGCCCGCCCGGCCCUCCACCAACCCCUUCCAGCCCAACGGCACUGCGCCAGGUUCCAGUUUUGAUGGGUUUACUGCAGCCCAAGUGGGGCAGCCGGUCGGGAUUUCCACCAAUCCCUUCAUGACGGCAGCUCCAUCCCCGCCCUUCGUCAUCAAGCAUCCAGCCACCAACCCCUUCUUAUAGCGACGCCCAGACGGCUGCUCUGGGCUGGCAGUGCCCUUCCUGUCCAGCGGGGGGCAGGCCGCUGCAGCUGCACCCCCCUCGCCAGCUUCCGACUCCACAGCCCCGACGCCGUGGGGAUGGGCUGGACCAAGUGCUUUAACUACUGCGAUGGCUUCUGAGGGAAUCGGCCCCAAUGAGAGCUGGCCCUUGAAGAGAGGCUCAGGGCCCAGCACCGAGGCAUUCUGGGACUUGUAGUCUAGGUGGGGAUUUUUCAGCAGGGCACGCUGGGAAAGUGGAUCAGCGGGUGAGCUGGCCCUUAAGAGGGUUUGGGAUUCUGCCGGGCCUUGUGGUCCAGAUGGGAACCCCGGGGGAGCUGGAGGCGGGGCAGCAAGGCAUGCUGGGGAAGGGAGCUCUCUCUGCUUCUCCUCCCGAGCAAGAGGGGCUGGGGUCCCUUUAGGGGGCUGGGUUGAGUCUGGGCUCUGCCCUGCAGGUCUGGGAUCCCUGGGAGGCUGGAAUCUCUGGGGAGCUUCAUCAUGGGGGGCUGGGAUCCCUGGGGGCCUGGGAUCCCUGCGGGGUUGGGUUGAGCCUGGGCUCUGCCCUGGGGGGCUGGGAUCCCUGGGGGGCUGGGAUCUCUGGGAGGCUCCAUCAUGGGGGGCUGGGGGGAUGGGUUGAGCCUGGGCUCUGUCCUGGGGGGCUGGGCUCCACCCUGGGGCUCUGCCUUUUAGGGGGGCUGAGCUCUCCCCCUCUGAGCUGCUCUGACCCGACCCUGGUCUGGGCUCUGCUCGAGUGAGAUUCUCCCCACCCAGACCCACUGACCGUGCAGCCCCGGCCCCUCUUCGUAGGGUGGAACCCAGGAGUCCUGGCUCCACACCACCCCUCCCCCUUGCUGUCACCCCCAUCCCUGGCCAGCUGGUUCCUUGCAGCCCCCCCAAGUCCCUGCCCCCCACUCCCUGGACAGGGGUGGGCGAACCUGGCCCUGCCUUCAGGCUCCCCCUCGCGGCUCUGGCCCGGCGGCUGCUGGCAAUCAAAUCACACACACACCCCCCAUGGGAGGGCUGCCCAGAGUAGCUGGGCGCCCCAGAUCCCAGCCCCACAACGGCAUCCCCAGCACGGACUGUCCCCCUCGACGGCGUGCGCUAAGCGGGGAGGGGAGCCCCGAUCUAGACCAGCCUGUUCUGUGGUCACUCGGGGGGAGGCACCAGACCUGCACCAUGGGCGGCCCCCUCUGCUGCCAGCGCUGGGGAGAGAACCCAGGAGUCCUGGCUCCCAGCCCCCCCUGCUCUAACCCACCAGCCCCUACUGCCCGCCGACAGCCAGGGAGAGAACCCAGGCAUCCUGGCUCCCAGCCCCACCAUUUGCUAAUUUCUUUGUCAGUUUCCUCUCCACUUGGGAUCCUUUUUCAGCCUCUCCAUCCCCAGGAGCCCCCCGAACGCUGCUGCCGAAAUCUUGGCCCUCCCGCAUUUAACCAGCCAGCUCCAGCACCCCUUUCCCCCCCAGGGUGGGAGAUCACCCCCCCUUUGCCGCUUCGGACAAGCAUCACCUUGCUCGGCUUCACACCCCCUCCUGGCUUUGCGAGGGAGGGCACGCUUCGCGCCCCGUCCCCCCCCAACAAAGCAGGGCCCCGGAGGGGCCACACUGGCAGUAUUUUUCUGAGAGAAAAGUGAACGAUCUUUUUAAUAUAUAGAGACGGUUUUGGCGCUGGAAAUUGUUCUCUCGAUUUCGCUCUAUAAAAACUAUAUUGGACCUUU
Molecule: messenger RNA, 2242 nt
Organism: Chelonia mydas (Green sea turtle)
Lineage: Eukaryota; Metazoa; Chordata; Testudines; Cheloniidae
Product: arf-GAP domain and FG repeat-containing protein 2
Molecular function (GO): GTPase activator activity
Source: RefSeq, a predicted model, not a curated record